AUGAGGCGGGGACGUUUAACUGGCAUUGGCAGUGCGCCACGGCUUGAUGGUGCGACGGCCCGCCCACUGAAACUCAUGGCAUACCUCGCCUGCUGCUGCAAACGUGACGCUGGUGUUGUCGUUGCCGCUGUUGGCGCUGCUGCCAAGUCAGUGAUUGAAUUGCGUGGGCCACCCAAGUCCCAAGCUCAGGUCAAUGCUCGAGCAGCACUCAGCCGGCGACCGCGUUUCAAGCUUGUCAAGGCCCCAUCCUCCAUCACAUCCCACAUCAGCAUGGUCAGCGUCACCCCUCGGUACUCUGUUCGAGAGUGAGGCCUUCCUGCAUGGUGCAGCACGGAUGUGAUGUGCUGUAGUCAGCGGUGGCUUUGAAGUGAUGACGAGGCUCACGUGCAUCAUGGUAUGCACACGC
Molecule: messenger RNA, 406 nt
Organism: Salpingoeca rosetta
Lineage: Eukaryota; Choanoflagellata; Craspedida; Salpingoecidae
Exons: 4
Coding region: 1-309 (102 amino acids)
Source: RefSeq, a predicted model, not a curated record